Messenger RNA from Gambusia affinis (western mosquitofish), 1168 nucleotides. RefSeq lists its product as uncharacterized. The transcript is spliced from 7 exons. The record is from RefSeq and is a predicted model, not a curated record. The coding region runs from base 237 to 953 and encodes 238 amino acids. Lineage: Eukaryota; Metazoa; Chordata; Actinopteri; Cyprinodontiformes; Poeciliidae.
ACCUUUUCGGAAUAUUUUUCUGGGUGCACUUCCUCCUUUCACCGGAUGUUGCUGCAGGAACCAGAAGCGCCUGUUGAGUGCAGAGUCUAGCCCUUUGGAGAGGAUGUGUGCCGUCUUUUCAAGGAAGGUGCGACAGGAAAACACAGUUGAAAAAGCUUUUCUCUCUAUUCUACUGAUAUAAAGAGAGGCUAUCAGAGGAGGCCCUGGCCUGCAGGUGCCUUAUGAAAUCUUGAACGAUGAUGGAGCGAAGAAGAGCCUUAACUAUUCCGUUUGUUGACAAGGAGAAGCUGAUGGAAAACCCCCUGAAAAUAUCCGUGGCGUGCCUGUCAUCAGAGUGCGGGAAGUUAGAAGCACAGGUGCCCUGGACUGCAUUUUCUGAUUGUAAAUUAAAUUCUUGUAAUUCAAGUCACAGAAAAGGGACCAAGAUGUUCAAUCACACCGUUUUUAAGUGUUCGGACAUUCUGAGGAGGAAGCCACGUCUUAUCCUAAGAGACGUCUUAAAGACAGAAUUGGGUAAGGAUUAUAUAGAGAGGAUAAAAAUGAGUAAAAACAAUAGACGGUGGUCCCGUUCUCGAAAGGAUAGUGGCCGGCGCAAAGAGGAAGAUGUCCCCUGCAGAGAAACUAGCUCCAAUCAGUCUGAUGGCAGGAGCAACAAGAGCAAGAAUGUAACCCCUAAAGGCAAACGGAGAACCUCCACCUCUCAAAGACCAACAACUAGAAACAGAAAACCACAGAACACUGAAGAAGGAGCCAAUGAAGAAAACCAAGAUAUCAAAGAAGUGAUAAUCGGCAAAGUCAGUGAAGAGAAAGACGAGACGUUUGCGGGGGUUGUAGACUGUGGGUUGUCUCUGUGCUGGGAGCCAGCUGGGGAUAUUUCAGCUUCUGAGGAGAUUGCUGCAGACUUGACUGGACCAGAAGAUAUGCAGCACAGUUUGGUAUGUACAAGUUUUUAAAACUGAAAACAAAACCACUUAUUUUCAGUGGUCUCGUCAAGUCAAUCCCAGUUUAGGCUAGCUGUUCCCAACGUUUGGGCUCCAUAUGACAAACUAGGUCGUUUGGUUGAAUCUGUGCUUACUGAGAUCUCUGCAUGUGGUGUUAUUCUGGUGGAAACUAAAUGUAUUGGAACCUCUGGCUUAAUUAGCUAAAUAGAAACCACACUUGUGAACCU